Messenger RNA from Soboliphyme baturini, 3591 nucleotides. NCBI's taxonomy places the organism in Eukaryota, Metazoa, Nematoda, Enoplea, Dioctophymatida, Soboliphymatidae. The record is from the annotation of a GenBank genome assembly.
AUGAAUAGCAGAGGGCACGGUCAUCGCAGUCGCUGCUGCUGCCUGUUUCUGCUGUUGUCGACGUUUCUCGAUUGUGCCAUGGCUACGCCGGAAAUGGGCACCGCAAAGGCACUGGCACCGGCGGCCAGCGGUUUCGCUGGACUUUGUCCGAGCGACUGCCACUGCCUUGAACAACAAGAGACCGGCCGACUGAAGGUGACAUGCGACUGGCCGGCCAUCACUGCCCAACCGAAUGCGUUUGCCGAUUUUCCGAGCAACACCAUGUACAGUCUGUCACUGAGUUGCAACAAGUUCAAGCCGGGUAUGUUUUCGAGUUUCAUGCACCUCGAGCACUUGGCGAUCAGCCACUGUCGCAGCGAUGACGGCUUUCUGCCGUUGGGAUUCGCGCAUGGUUUGUAUCAUUUGAAAACAUUGGAUAUCGAGGACAUACGGCUCCGGGACGGCGGUCCGUUUCAUAUCCAGCCGAAGGCGUUCGACUCGCUGCAUAAGCUGGAGAAAUUACGGUUGGUGAACAGCAACGUCGGGGCGAUCGCCAAAGGUAUGUUCUGCAGAUUAACGGAACUGAAGUCACUGAACGUUUCUGGCAACGCAAUAAGCGAUUUCGGAAGCAUGGGCUUCGACGGCUGUGCCAGCGGCGACAACCAGCUCAUGAUCCUGGACGUCAGCGGCAACCGCAUCGUCGACCUGGCGCCGAACGCCUUCGACCACCUCGGUAACCUGCACGUGUUAAACAUGCAGGCGAACGGCAUGCAACGAAUCGACGAACGCGCAUUUCAGCGCCUAGAAAAACUGCAAGAGCUGAGGUUAGCCGGAAACAGGAUCGUGCGGUUGCCCCGACUACCCCGAAAGCUGCAGCUGCUUGACCUAUCGGAAAACCUCCUCAAGGACAUUCCUAGCAGUUGCGGCGGCGGUGACUCAAACUUCGAAAAUCUGUUACAAUUGAAUCUGAGCCAUAAUCACAUUACGUCACUGAAUCACUCGUGCUUCGAUUCAGCCCAGCAUUUGAAGUCGGUGGAUUUUAGCUUCAACCAACUGACGACCAUUGCCGACGGCGUACCCCACCAAUUGCCGGCCGUUGAAGAGAUGUACCUGUGCAACAACAACAUCGAACGGUUCGAAUUCGCUGCUUCAGCGUAUGACGCCUAUGGUCAGCUAGUUUAUCUUGACUUGAGCCACAACCGGAUCGCCCACGUACGGCAGCCGGCGGUGGGUCUGCCUCGACUGACGACCCUGAUCUUCAGACACAAUCGGAUUUCGAGCGUUGACGAUCGGGCAUUCGCAACCAUGCCGAAACUACGACGCCUGAACCUGGCCGAAAACCUGCUGAGUGAGAUCCCGGUGGCGCUGGCCAUGCUUUCGAACCUGUCGUCGUUGGACGUGUCGCGAAACCGACUACAACAUGUUCAGAAGUUCGUCUUCGACCAGAUGUCCGGUCUGCAGACGUUGACGCUGUCCGAGAACGCGAUCUCGACCAUCGACCGACAUGCAUUCCGCAACUGCUCCUCCCUUGAGAGCCUCGACCUGUCGACGAACGCCAUCAGGGAGCUGUCGAUCAACUGCUUCGAUGGGGUCGUCAACUUGAAGCACCUGCGCCUGCAGAUGAACGCCCUCGGCGACAUCGCAGCCGUGCUGGUGAACCUGCAGCGACUCAUCACUCUCAACGUUAGCAACAACCAGAUCAGGAGUGUCGACUUCGGCCUGCUGCCGCCGGGCCUGCGCCAGCUGUACGCGAGCCAUAACCGCAUCGAGGUGAUUACCAACUUCCUGCAGAGCAUGCGGCCGAGUGGCGUUCGUCACGCCGACUUUUCCUUCAACAACCUGCGGCAUUUACAGGCGCAUUUCCUGCCGCCGUCGCUCGAGACGCUGAACGUCAGCCACAACGUAAUCGACGAAAUCACCGGUCACCUGUAUUCGCAGGACAAGGCAAACUACACGAUAUUCGAGAUCCACGGGAUGGUGGCCGUUCAGCCGAUCGUCUUCCUGCGCGGUAACCCGCUGUCUUGCUCUUGCCGCAGCCAGUGGCUGAGCGUGGACUCGGAGCAGUCUUACUCGGGCACGUUAAAGCAGCACAACCUGCAGCGACUAGCCAAUUUCCACUUCCUAUGCGCUUACCAUAAUCUGUGCGCAGACGAUUGCGUGUGCUGUGAGUUCGAGAGCUGCGAUUGCAAGAGCAUCUGUCCGGCGGCCGGUUGCACGUGUCUGCACGACUUCGCGCACAAGAUCAACGUUGUCGAGUGCCGUCACCAACGCCGCAAUGCUGUAUCGCCGAGGAACAUCCCGAUGCGGGCGACCGACAUCUUCCUGGAUGGCACCUACUUCUUUAGUUUGGAGCGACAUGCAUUUUUUGGUAGGUAUCGCCUCAGACAGCUGUACCUGAACAAUAGCGAAAUCUACAACAUCUCGCCGAAAGCUUUCAGCGGUCUGACGUUCCUCAGCACGCUCGACCUCAGUGACAACUUCAUCACGCAACUGCAGGGAGACGAGUUCUUCAAUAUACCCAAUCUCAGUCAUUUCUACUUGCAUAAUAAUCGCAUUUCUUCGUUAAGUGCAGAUGCGUUCGCGCACAUGCCCAGUUUGCAGCUGGUGACGUUGCACGGCAACUUGCUACAGCUUCUGCCGCCGGCCGUCGCCUCGCUGCCCUCGCCGGUGGUCACUAUCAGCCUCAGCGGCAACCCAUGGAAAUGCGACUGCGGCAAUCGAUUCCUGCUGCAGACCUGGCUGCCGGCCAACAAAGCCAACGUAAUGGACAGCAACGCCGUCCACUGUCAAGAGGACCUAUCUGCGGCUGCCAGUUCGAAUGGCAACGACAACCACACGACGAUUCUGAAGAUCUUGCCGCCGACCAAAGGCGCGACGACGGUGAAGGUUAACUUCUGGACGUUCAGCAACGAGAUCAGCAAGACAUUCUGUCACCAGAACCAUGUGCCGUCGAUGGGUGGCGACGGGGACAACGGUGGUUACAACGCGAUGGUCAUCGCCAUCGUCAUCAUCGCUACGACGGCCGUCGUGUUAAUCGCCGCGCUGUUUCUGCUGCGCUACGGCAGGGCGCUGCGUGACAGAAUCUUCUACAGGAAGUACCUAACGGACCUGAGCCUUGACUCCUACAGCAUCGACGACGAGAAGUUCGUGCGUGACGAGCUGGUCAGCCGGCUGGAACAGGAAGCGCCGUACUUUCGCAUCUGUAUGCUGUACCGGGACUUGUCCGCCGAUUCGUUUGCCAACCGCUAUUGCAUGGCCGAUGAGCUGAUGACGGCCAUGGAGAAGAGUCAGAGAGUGAUCACCGUGCUAACGGACAAUUUUAUGAGGCGAGAAUGGGAACAGGUGCAGAUUCGAACUUCGUACAAGUACCUGCUGCGAAACCGGCAGCGAAAGCUGGUACUCGUCGUGCUCGACGACAUUCCGUCGGACACUGAGCCGAUUCUUGCUCACUACUUAAGAACGAAUCGGUGCAUUCACUGGAACGAUCCGAUGUUUUGGGACAAUCUGAUGGCGGCCAUGCCACAGCCGAAACACGACGACGUACAAAAUGCAUCCGACGCGUCUCACUACAGUGAUAUAUACGGUACUGUGGUACCAAGUGAUUUUGUGUGA